UUUUUCUGUAACAAAAUUCCCUCCAGAUAUUUCACCUGGAUAUCAGUGAAAAAUUCCUUACAGCAAGCCAGACAACAGAGGCCAGACAAGGGAGAAAUGCCGGACACAACAGCGCACAAUUACAGCCUAGUCCCAGGCCUUGUAAAUGCGCGCUGCAGAAUUUGAGCGCAUCAUGAAGUCUGGGGCGACCGGACAAACGGACGUACGUUACACGGCUGCCAGCCCGUCCGUUUUAGCCUUUAAACACGGCUAUCAGCCGUAUGACUUAGAUGAACCGGGUGGGUUUUUCUGUACUCUCGGGCGGUUUUUAGGACCAAAUUCGACAGUGGAUUUGAAUUCGAUAUGGAAGGUUCACGGAUCAGUAAGUUUUGUCAUAGUUGCGGCUCAACUAUUGAACCGAAUUUCAAGUUUUGUUCUCAAUGUGGGCAACCGGUGGUAAUUAGCACUGACAACCAAGGACGAGGGGUUUCGGCAGAUGCUUCAAGACCGACUGGCAGCGAGACUACAUCUACUAAUGCGUCUAGAACAUCGAAGAACCAAACGACUCGUGUAGCGAAGUCGAAAUUGUCCCUUAGCAGUUUUAGUGCUUUCAAAACUGCCAAGGAAAAGGAAAGGAGUUCUUUCUUUGUGCGGAAGAAGGGCUCAAAACGAGCGAAGCCAAACGACAACGACGUGAAAAUAACAAUCGCAGUGAUGGAGGAUUCCACGAAGAUCAAACGAGGCGACGCGCUUCCACUUAAAGUACCUACCUUAUCCUCUGCAAAAGAUAUCCUUGAUGCAUCAGUUAAGAAACAUGCUACAUUCAACAAACGUUUUAAUUCUAAACUGAAAUACGCACUUGUUUUUAAAGAUGGGACAGAAGUCACUACUGUUCCUGGAACUAGUCCUCCUGAACCAUUUACGCUUCGGAGGUACAAAGAAGUCUCUGGCUUUGGUUACUCCCAGAUCCGGCUAUACCUUGUUCCUCUUAUGAACAAGAAAAUAAGCGAUUUGAAGGCUGUCUUGGAAGAUUCAGACUCAGAAAGCCUAUCUGUAUCGGAUGAUGACAACUCUGAGCCACCAGAUGUACUUGGCUGGGAUGAUAAAUCUGUUUCAGUGUUGAACUUACCUGUUACCGCACCUGGUCCAUUUUCUUCUUUUCCAUCCUCAAGUUCAGAUGCAAAUCCAUCAACUGCUUCAACCUCAUCGAGAAGUUUUGACAUGCUACCAUCUACUUCCACUUCUACCAUUAUGAAAGUGGACUGCCCAUUGUGUUUUAAGAGCUUCCCAAUUGAUGAGGUGGAACAGCAUGCAGAUGGAUGUUCUGCUUCAUUUGCUCUUGUUACAGAAAGUGACAGAGAAGUGAGAGUCAUUUCUGGCAAGGAAAAUUCUGCUGUUGAAUUAGUGAAUAUAGAGGAGACCAGCAAUGGAUGUACAUUGGUAGAAUGCAUUACCAAUCUGCAGAAUACUGGCCUAAAACCUGAGAUGGAAUCGGUUCGUAUAACAGUACGACGGAAGAUGGUUUGGGAAGAUUUCAAGAGGUCACGAUAUCGCUAUUAUGAACCAGACAGAAAUGAAAGACAUUUGCUGUGAACCAGCGGUCGACGAUGGCGGCCCGAAACGAGAAUUUUUUGCAGAAAUGCUUGAUUAUGCAGAGAGACGCCUUUUUCCAGAUGGAAAACCAAUCCAAUCAACAAUGUCGUUAACCAGAAAAGAUUACAAACUGGCUGGGGAAAUAAUGGUAAUGUCCAUUAUGCAGGGCGGACAGGCACCUAACAUUUUCUCACCACAAAUAUUUAAUUACUUGUGUGGGAAUCUAUCUGUUUGUCAGGUGAAUUCAGUUCCUCAUAGAGAACUUUGU
This is a messenger RNA of Dendronephthya gigantea, 1840 nucleotides long. RefSeq lists its product as uncharacterized. The transcript has 3 exons. Lineage: Eukaryota; Metazoa; Cnidaria; Anthozoa; Malacalcyonacea; Nephtheidae. Bases 343 to 1572 code for a protein of 409 amino acids. The record is from RefSeq and is a predicted model, not a curated record.